This is a messenger RNA of Caenorhabditis remanei, 1761 nucleotides long. RefSeq lists its product as uncharacterized. The record is from RefSeq and is a predicted model, not a curated record. Bases 1 to 1761 code for a protein of 586 amino acids. The transcript has 10 exons. NCBI's taxonomy places the organism in Eukaryota, Metazoa, Nematoda, Chromadorea, Rhabditida, Rhabditidae.
AUGAAAGACUUCCGUGUUCUUUUCUUUAGAUUUACAUUAUUGUUUUGUUUUCUGUUAUACUGUAAUUCUGAAAUAAUCUCAACUUCAUAUGGAGACCUAGAUGGAGAUCAAAUCGGAGAGUUUCAUUUAUUCAAAAAGAUUCCAUUUGCGAGACCUCCACUUGGAAAGUUGAGAUUCCAGAAACCAGAAGAACCGGAGAAAUGGGAUAGUGUAAGAAAUGCUAAAGAAUAUGGGCCGGCAUGUUUAUCAAACUCCACAGUAACAACAAGUCCUCAAAAAUGGGUUGACGAAGAUUGUCUUCAUGUGAACAUCUUCACUUCAAGUAAAUGUUUGAAAUCGAAAGAUUGUGCCGUGGUAACAUAUUUUCACGGAGGAGGUCUUCAUUAUGAUUCCGCAGUUAUGUUCAAUGACACUUAUCUUCUAGGAACUUUUGUUAAUCAAGAUGUAAUUCUUGUGAUUCCUGCUUUUCGACUUGGAAUUUUCUCUCAUUUUGUUGUCGAAGAUCAGAGUGUUGCCCCGAACAAUUUGGCUAUUUAUGAUAUUCUCCGCGCACUGGAGUUUGUCAAAUCGGAAAUUCAUAACUUUGGAGGAGACAACAAGAAAGUGACAAUUAUGGGACACUCUUAUGGUGGAGCACUUGCCUCCAUUCUCACUUUUAGUAACCGAAUAAAUAAUGAUUUGAGUUUGUUUCAAAGAGCAAUCAGUAUGUCAUCUGGCCAUGAUUUUGAUCCAUUGGAAUUCCAAAUUCAAAAAACUAAACGAUUUGCAAAACGUGCAAAGUGUGUUGUUCCUGAAGAGAUUGGAAAAAAAUUAACCUCGAGUCAAAAGGAUUUGUACUCUAUGAAAUGUUUGCAGAAUAAGGAUUCAAUGGAACUUUUGAGAAUUCAACGAGAAUUGGAAGAGGAAGGAUAUCCGACAUAUGCGUUCACCGUCCAGCGUGAGCCUCUUUUUCAAGAAGUUCCGUAUCAUCAGUUCAUGAAUACUUCUAAACAUAUUCCAAUAUUGACUGGCUGUACAAGAUACGAAAUGGAUCAUUCUCCAAGUGACAAACCAAUUGGAGAAUCAGUUGGAUAUGAUAAUCCAAUAGAAGUGGAUAUGAAAUAUCGAAAGGAUCUGAAGGAAGGAAAUUAUGAUUUUGGAAAUCAUGCGGAUGAAACCCAAGCAAUAAUGGUACAAGUGAAAAUUCGAGCAGAGCGAAUGAUUCGAAAUGGAGUACCUUCGUAUCUCUACGAGUACACAUAUCCAAAACACGCAAAGCAUACUGAUGAUCUUUUCUAUUUGAUGGGUGUUCAUCGGUUCGAUAAGGAUGAAAAUGAAGAGAAAUUGGCAAGAGUUUAUGAGAAGAUUUUCAUGAAUUUCGCAAAAUAUGGGGAGCCAAGAGAAGGUUUCGAAGUGGCAAAUAUAGAGAAUACAUCUUAUUAUGAUGUGUAUUGGAAUGAAGAAACCGGAGAGAGACCACAGAUGAAAAAUGGAUUCGAAAAGAAAAUCUUGAAUUAUUGGCUCAAAGACAUGGUGGAAUACGAUAGAAAUCUUACCGCUUCGAGAAAAAAAGAAUCAGUGAAACCUGCAAUGAGAUUCUAUAAAGAAUCAUCUAAACAACAUCAACUGCCGUAUAUGUUCAUUAGUUUGAUGCUCGUUUCUUCUAUAUUUAUGGCUGGAUGUUUAUUCGGAAGAUGUUGUUGUAAUGGUAGCAGAAAUAGGAAUUUAUACAUUCGCAUAGAUGGAAAUGAUGUUCCAGCUGGUACUUUGAAAUCCUUCUAA